This is a messenger RNA of Prunus mume (Japanese apricot), 2026 nucleotides long. NCBI's taxonomy places the organism in Eukaryota, Viridiplantae, Streptophyta, Magnoliopsida, Rosales, Rosaceae. The record is from RefSeq and is a predicted model, not a curated record.
CAGUUUUACAAAGCGAAGUUAAACGAGACCUUCCCUACAGUCUCUUCUCUUCUCACAGAUCUCAUCUCACUCCAAAUCCAAAACACUCUCCAGCAACAGUAACCACCACUACUUCAAUACGUUUAUUUCAUAGCUGCAGUUUGAAUUUGAAAUAUAAGUAGCAAAAAGUGCUCCGACAGCUUAACAGUAAGCUGGCGUUGUUAAACAAACGAAUUUGAAACUUGCGUCUCAGAAAAUUUGAUCUGAAUGUGAAUGGAGUUCACAGAAGCUUACAAGCAGACGGGUCCUUGUUGUUUCUCACCCAAUGCUCGUUACAUUGCCGUCGCCGUCGAUUAUCGCCUCGUUAUUCGGGAAUCUCUUUCAACCAAUUCCAAUUUUUUUUUCUUUAUCGUAUACAUAAUUAAUUCUAAAUUUCUAAUGCAGGUUGUGCAGCUGUUUUCAUGCUUGGACAAGAUAAGCUAUAUCGAAUGGGCCCUCGAUUCUGAGUACAUUCUUUGUGGUCUAUAUAAAAGACCAAUGAUACAGGCAUGGUCGUUGGCCCAACCUGAAUGGACAUGCAAGAUAGAUGAAGGUCCUGCUGGUAUUGCGUAUGCUAGAUGGAGCCCAGACAGCCGUCACAUACUUACCACUUCAGACUUCCAACUGCGUUUAACAGUUUGGUCACUAUUAAACACAGCAUGUGUACAUGUGCAAUGGCCAAAGCAUCCUUACAAGGGCGUUUCUUUUACCAAGGAUGGGAAAUUUGCUGCAAUUUGCACAAGGCGUGAUUGCAAGGACUACAUUAAUCUUCUGUCUUGUCAUACAUGGGAGAUAAUGGGUGUAUUUGCUGUGGACACAUUGGACUUGUCUGAUACUGAAUGGUCGCCAGAUGACAGUACAAUAGUGAUAUGGGAUUCGCCUCUCGAAUAUAAGGUUCUAAUAUACUCCCCAGAUGGGAGGUGCCUAUAUAAGUAUCAAGCAUAUGAAAGUGGAUUGGGCGUAAAAAGUGUUUCAUGGUCUCCUUGUGGCCAGUUUCUAGCAGUGGGUAGUUAUGACCAGAUGUUGCGGGUUUUGAAUCACCUGACUUGGAAGACUUUUGCUGAAUUUAUGCAUCUAUCUACUGUCCGUGCUCCCUGUUGUGCUGCUGUUUUUAAGGAAGUGGAUGAGCCACUGCUGCUUGAUAUGUCCGAGUUAUGUAUAAGUGAUGAUUUUGCACAAGGCAAUGAUGAUGCUUCUGAAGGACAUUUCAGAGUUAAGUACGAGGUUACAGAAGUGCCCAUUAGUUUGCCUUUCCAGAAGCCUCCUGCAGACAAACCUAACCCCAAACAAGGAAUUGGUCUAAUGUCAUGGAGCAAUGACAGCCAAUACAUCUGCACUAGGAAUGAUAGCAUGCCAAGUAUUCUGUGGAUCUGGGACAUACGGCAUCUUGAGCUUGCCACUAUCUUGGUGCAGAAAGAUCCAAUUCGAGCAGCAGUUUGGGACCCUACGUGCACGCGUCUCGUUGUUUGCACGGGAAGCUCACAUUUGUACAUGUGGACUCCUGCAGGUGCUUACUGUGUGAGUAUCCCACUACCGCAGUUUAGCAUAGUUGAUCUAAAAUGGAAUUCGGAUGGAAGCUGUCUUUUGCUGAAGGAUAAAGAGUCAUUUUGCUGCGCUGCUGUUGCUGUACUUCCAGAAUCCAGUGAAUAUAGCUCAGAUGAUUGAGGCAGCUUGCUUUACCAAUAUUUAUUGAGAAAAGUAAAUUGUAGAACUAAGCAAUUCAACUUGCUCUCUUUGUGUAUUAUAUGUAUGUAGUUGGGAUGUUCCAUUUGUUGUAGUUGGAACAUCAGACGCUUUGGCUACAAUAGCGGCCUUUCUCUACCAUUUGUAUUUAGAUCAUCGUUAUUGCUCUUGGAAAAUUGACCGGCUUUGACUUGCUAAGCCUGCAUGACCAAUUUGCAGCAAGUGCCUUGGUCGAUUUGGUAGCCCCCCUCCCCCCCACCACCACCGAAAAGAAAAUAUGGAAGUGGACUGUAUAAAGUGACAGUUACUGCUUUUGAGAUGAUAA